Ascochyta rabiei is the source of this 327-nucleotide messenger RNA. RefSeq lists its product as uncharacterized. The coding region runs from base 1 to 327 and encodes 108 amino acids. The record is from RefSeq and is a predicted model, not a curated record. The transcript is spliced from 2 exons. Lineage: Eukaryota; Fungi; Ascomycota; Dothideomycetes; Pleosporales; Didymellaceae.
AUGGUGUCAGAAACCAAAACUUCCUUCGGCGAUACGCUGUACAUGUUCUUCGCCCUCUACCUUACUACCCUCUUCUCCCUUGACACGUGGGCUGCCGCUCGCAAUUCGCCGUACCGUGCACCGGGCAACAAUUCGUUCCAUCGACCUGCACACACGCCACCAGCACCAGACAGCUUCCAAGGAGGCAUGCACGGUCGUGGUAAUGCUGGGGCUGGGAGUGGAAGCGGCGGAAACGGAGGAAACGUUGGACGAGUGCCGCAGGCGCGUGAUUCAAGACCACCCAUGAAGCUGUGGGGAACGGCCGCGUGUGGUGCUUGCAUGACAUAG